Messenger RNA from Dioszegia hungarica, 1605 nucleotides. Its product is annotated as translation release factor. The record is from RefSeq and is a predicted model, not a curated record. Gene Ontology annotation, molecular function: translation release factor activity, codon specific; sequence-specific mRNA binding. Gene Ontology annotation, cellular component: cytosol; translation release factor complex. NCBI's taxonomy places the organism in Eukaryota, Fungi, Basidiomycota, Tremellomycetes, Tremellales, Bulleribasidiaceae. Bases 1 to 1605 code for a protein of 534 amino acids. Gene Ontology annotation, biological process: cytoplasmic translational termination. The transcript has 9 exons.
AUGUCCGAGCAAGAAACUGAUCAGGCCAUCGAGCUCCUGGGGAUGCUCGCCAACUCCCGAGGUGCCGGAACAUCAUGUAUCACCCUCAUCCUUCCGCCUCGAUCGCAGAUCUCUCAAGCGAGCGGAAUGUUGACAGGCGAAUAUGGAACUGCUUCCAACAUCAAGUCCCGAGUCAACAGAUUAUCAGUCCUUUCAGCCAUCACAUCGACGCAGCAGAAGCUUAAGCUGUAUAAUCGCGUUCCUGACAAUGGGCUGUGUGUGUUUGUCGGAACGGUGUUGAACGAUGAGGGCAAGGAAAAGAAGAUCUCGUUCGCGCUGGAGCCGUUCAAGCCCAUCAACACCUCUCUGUACAUGUGUGACAGUCGAUUCCACGUCGAAGCGCUUGAAGAACUGCUCGAGAACGACUCCAAGUGGGGUUUCAUCAUCAUUGACGGUAACGGCUCCCUGUUCGGUACCCUCUCCGGAAACACCCGCGAGGUCGUCCACAAAUUCUCGGUCGACCUCCCCAAGAAGCACGGACGUGGUGGUCAGUCCGCCCUUCGUUUCUCGCGUCUCCGAGAGGAAGCCCGCCGGAACUACGUCCGUAAAGUCGCCGAAUUGGCCGUGCAGCACUUUAUCACUGCCGAUCGGGUGAACGUGGCGGGGUUGGUGUUGGCCGGUUCGGCCGAGUUGAAGACGGAUCUGAGCGGGAGUGAUCUGUUUGACCCGAGGUUGUUGGCCAAGGUGGUCAAGAUUGUGGAUGUGUCGUAUGGUGGUGAGAAUGGUUUCAACCAGGCUAUCGAGCUUGCGGCCGACUCGCUCGCCAACGUCAAAUUCGUCCAGGAGAAGCGUCUCAUCCAGAAAUACUUUGACGAGAUUGCCCUCGAUACCGGCAAAUACUGCUUUGGUAUCGCCGACACCCUCAAAGCCCUCGAUAUGGGCGCGGUCGAAACCCUCAUCGUCUGGGAAGCGCUCGAUACUAUGCGCCACACCCUCCGUAAUGCCGCCGGCGAUGAAGUCAUCGUCUUCAACAGCCCGGCCGACAAGCUCGAAAAGGACAAGGAAAAGGUCGCGGACCUCAAAGAGAAAUUUAUGGACAAGUCGACAGGUCUCGAGAUGGAGCAAGCGGCGGAACCGCAGGCGCUCCUCGAGUGGUUUGCGGAAAAGUACAAGGAGUUUGGUGCGACCCUCGAGUUUGUCACCAACAAGAGUCAGGAGGGGAGUCAGUUUGUGAAAGGGUUCGGAGGCAUUGGGGGGAUUUUGAGGUACAAGGUCGACUUUGCGGAUCUGGGGGAUCAGGAGGGGGACGAUGAUGAGUUUUACGGGUCAGACGAGGAUGAUGUGGCGGAAAAAGAUAUCGGAGGUGGGCGCGGUGAAGUGGACGCUGGCGCGGAGGCAGGGAAGAUGGCGGAGAUAGGGGACGGGUGGGGAUCGGAAAGGGUACAAGGCAGCCGGCCCUGGGUGAUCUUGACGGAACGGACGGGGGAUGGGGAACAUGUUGCCGAUCGGAGAGUUAUCGAGGUCGGCUCGUUCGGUCUGGCGGAAGAUUCGGGUGGCGUGGAACCUCGCACGACCCUGAUGACUCGAAAACACAUCAUCAAGCGUCCUAGAAUCGUCCCUCCGUAG